Molecule: messenger RNA, 6768 nt
Organism: Xyrichtys novacula (pearly razorfish)
Lineage: Eukaryota; Metazoa; Chordata; Actinopteri; Labriformes; Labridae
Source: the annotation of a GenBank genome assembly
AUGUGGCAUCCCCGGUCCAGCAGGAGGCAGCAGAGCAGCGCAGGUCAGUCGGCUGUUUGUUGUUUCUUCAUACAUGAGAUUAUACCAGCAACAGGCUGAGACAGACACUUUCAAAUAUCCUGUUUGUAAUUUAAAAAUAUACUAUCAAUCAUACUAUCAAUCAUACUAUCAAUGCAGUCAGGGUCAGUCACACAGUUUUAACAAAAAAAGGUGUCAGAAAAUCAGCUCACACACACACACACACACACACACACACACACACACACACACACACACACACACACACACACACACAGCCUCACCCUGCGUAGCCCCACCCCUCAGCUCUGAAGCCUCACAGAUCAGAUGUCGGAGAGAUGAGAGGUAGGACUGAGCUGAACCGCUCUCUAAACGGUGAAACUUUCCUUUAAUGUCUUUUAUUCUGAAAGGGUGAUUGAUUUUCUUUGAAUCUAAUCAGGAUGUGAUCUGUGUUUUUACUGGUUUGUUACAUGUUUGUUGGUCUGCUUGAUUGAUUGAUCACCUGUGAUGAUCCCCUGUGCAGGAAACUGAUCCAGCAUCGAACCUGUUUAUAUAAUCAUGCAAAUAUGAUGUCACCUGAGUGUACAGCAUGAACAUAUGUUCUCAGGGUUAGUAAAAGAAAACAUUUUCUCUGUGUUUUUGUAUAAAUUGAUGGUCCAAAAAGUCCUAGAUUCAUCCCCCUGUUUUAAGUCAUUUCAGGUUGUUAGAUAGUUGUUGUGUUAAGAUGAUAUUAAACGCUGAACUGAACUUUAUUGUUGUGUUAAAUGUUCAGCAGGAGGUGUGGAGGAGAAACAAAACGGGCAGAAAAAGAAGCUCCUGAAACUGAAGAACCCUGCAAAGAUCUGGAAGAACUUCAAACAGCAGAACCAGAACCAAAUUACAGGUCAGAGCCAACAAAACACCAGCAGCCCCAGCCCACUGGGGUCAAAUAUCAACAUCAACUUAGAGUUAGAGUCAACGGAACCAACAAAACAACCUUAGCUCCAAAACCAUUAAAACUGACUAAACAAACAAACAAAAAAAACACGAUCAGGUCAGAACCUACCAACCUGAAAGAGACAAUCAGGUGUUACCCAAAAGAACUGACAGAAGUCAAAUCAGGUCCCUACCAUCUGAAUCUACAAAGACCCAACCCAGUCAUAGUCAAUAAAACUAACAACAGCACCAUCAGGUCAGAACCAAGGAACACACAAAGACCACCAAUCAGGUCAGAAUCAACAAGUAAGUAGUAUUAGAUAUCCCAAACAGGUCUGAACAAACAAAACCUACAAAAGUCCAAUCAGGUCUCUAACACCAGAACCUACAAUGGCCUAAUUAGGUCAGUACCAACAGAACCAACAUAAGCCCAAUCAGGUUGCCAAAUUAAGUCCCAACAUACAGGAUCAACAAAGUUACAUUAGGCCAGAGAAUGAUAAAGGACCCCAUUAGAUCAAGAACAACACAGCACCACCAGUUCAUGGCCCCAGGUCAGGCCAGAUAAUUCCAACUCAAAUAUUUUUAACCUGGACUACCAGAACCCGUUACAACAAGGAGAAUUCCUCUGUAUAAGAACCAACCAAGCCAGCUAAAAUGAUCAUGUCAGAACCAACAGAAAUUCAGGCAGAAGCCCGUAGUUUUACUUUGUUGUCUUUUCUGCAGUGCAGGAGAUUAGGGCUUUGUAAGAUCAUGAGAACAGAUGGCAGGUAAGGCAAAGGUUCUGUGUUUUGCAGAGGAUGAGGUGGAUGGCUGUGAGGAGGUUCUACCACAGGAGCAGAGAGAGGAGAAGCUGGAGGAGGUCAGCAGGAGGCUGAUCAUCAGGGAGGAGGAGCUGUUCGGUCAGGACUCACCCUGUGAGGAGGAGCAGGACCAGCUGCAGAGAGAGCUGGAGGCUCUGAGACUGAAAAUAUGGAUGGCUGUCCACAACACCUUCAAUUCCUCAGGUGAGAUGGAGCUCCUGAAGAGUGCUGUGGUCUGCAUCCAGCAGCAGGAAGAGCAAGACCGGCGCUGGACUGAAUGUUCUGAGGACAAAGUCCCUGUGUGGCGUCCACAAAAGUGUCUUGGCACUCACGGUAGACUCCUGCAGAACAUGGUAGAGUCCAGACUGUUGAAGGCUGCUGAGACAGACUCUGGCGAAGCUGAUGGACUGUCAUCACCUCUGAAACAGGAGGUGGGUUACACACAAGAACAGCAGAAUCCCGUUAAGAAAUACGAUUGUAUGAUCGCACAAGGCUGUCUCUAAUAUCAGAGAUCAGAUCCUCUCAUAAAGUAAUAAAAAUAUUUUCAUCUGUGCAGGUGUGUCAUGUGGGCCGACAAGUGAAAGAUGACCUGCUGCUGGUAGCAAGGACAGUGGUGGACUGUUACCCCCCCAAAAUGGACAUUCUUAACCUGUAUGCAGGACUCUACCAUCAGAGCUUCUCCGCUCGACUGAACAGACUGGCAGCUCCUGGGCUGGGAAAUGAUGACUGCAGAUAUCUGCUGUUUUGGAUCAAUCACUGCUAUCCAAUGUAAGUUACUGUUACCUGCAGUCAGCGCCUGCUACCCACAGUCAGUCUUUGCUGCCAACAGUUAAUUUCUACAAAUGAGAGUUAUUCCUUGCCACAGAAUUUAAGUCAAUCCCUGCUAUUUGGAAUCAAUCUUUGUUGCCAUCGGUCAGUCCCUGACACCCUAAGUCAGAGCCUUCUGCCAACAGUCAUUCCCUGCUAUCCACGACCAGUCCCUGCUGCUUUAAGUCUAUCUCUGCUAUGAUCAGCCAGUCUCUCCUGCCACCGAUCAGUCUCUGAUGCCCUCAACAAGUGUUCACUGCCAGCAGUGAGCCCCAGCUACCAACAGUCAGUCCCUGCUAUGUAUUGUUGGUCUCUGCUGCCAACAGUUUGCCUCUGUUGCCAACAGUCAGUUUCUACUACCAUCAGUCAGUCUCUGCUACCCACAGUUAGUUUCUGCUAACAACAGUCAGUCUCUAAUGUCCUCAAUCAACAUCUACCACCAACAGUCAGUCCCUGCUACUUACAGCAAGUCCAUGCUACCUACACUUAGUCCCUGCUUUAAGCCAUCAAUUACUGCUACUAACAUUUACCCUCUACUACUCACAGAUAGUUUCUGAUGCCAACAAUCAGUUUUAUUCAUCAGUCAGUUUCUCUUCUAACAGGCAGAUCCAACCUCUGGCAGUCAUGUCCUGCCCUAGACAGUGAGUCUCACCUGCCAACAGUCAGUCCUUACUACCAAGAGUCAUCCCUGUGUGAACAUGAACAGAGGUUCGCAGGUGCAUGGUCAGAGUUUGGUGUAACAUCAGGUGUUUUUUUCUAGAGAUAUAUUAAAACAUGAGGAUCUGGAGGGGAAGAUAAAGACAGCCUGCCUGGGUUCUUUACUUCAACCAGACCACCUGGACCGGCUCGAGGAUCAGUACCUGACCCAAAAAGAGGUAAAGACAAACAGACUGCCAGCUGGUCUACAUUGGUAUAAACUGGUCUUGUUUAAGGCUGGCUAGUUAUGUUCUAAAGUUAUGAGUUCAUAUAAGCAAUAAAUGUCAUGAAUGUAAUUGUUUAGGAGAAAGUAAAGCAGUGGUUGAACUCAGCGCUAAGGAAAGAGGAAGAGGGUUGGCUGAGCGGAAAAACACCUGAACUCAUCGACCAAUACUGCUUCAGUCCUCUGGCUAUAGAUGUCAUACAGGUGAGUCUGUACAGAUUUGUCUGCACAGAUGAGUUGUAUUGCUCCCCUCUAAAUGUUUGAAGGUCAUACACAGAUCCCUAACUGCUUGUAAAUCCAGGUUAUAAACAGCUCCCUAACUGUUUGUGUUUUCAGGUUAAAGACUAUUUGUAGUUCCAGGUUAUAAACAGCUCCUUAACUGUAUGUAGUUCCAGGCUAUACACAGAUCCUUAGCUGUAGUAGUUUCAGGUUUUAAACAGGCCCCUAACUGCUUGUGUUAUCAGGUUAAAGAGUGUUUCCUGAGUGUUUGUAGUUCCAGGUUAUAAACAGGUCCCUAGUUUUUUAUAGUUCCAGGUAAUAGACAGAUCCCUAACUGUUUUUAGUUUAAGGUUAUAGACUGUUUCCUGGCUGUUUGUGUUUUCAGGUGAUGAGUGGCUCCCUAACUGAGCUCAGCUCUGUGGUUCGAGAUCAGAUAAAAGCUCAUAGGCUCACAGCUCAGCUGGAGAGCUUCCUCUACAGGUAGGCCACACCCACUGACUCUAUAAAUAAAGUAUGUUGCAGCAGGUGUUAAUACACAGGUGUAUUAAUAACACGGAUUGUGUUUCAGCUAUAAGAGAUGUUUGGAGGAGUUCAUGAAGGGGAACCACAGGAACAUCCGCUCAGUGGUCAAAGCUCAGCUGGUCUGUGAGCAGCAGCUCAGGUGUGUUUACCUGCUCAAUAUUUAACACGCCUUUCUCACCUCUAAGUGUAAGCAGAGCUCUCAGUUUGCAGUUAGUCUAUGUCUGUUUGUCUCCUCACAGCAGGAAACACCAUGGCUGAUAAAACUCAGCUGGAAGCCAGUUUGAGCUCUAUUCCUAAUUUAUCCCGGAGCAUUGUGGGAAUUGUAGUUUUUUCUUGGAUGCUGUGUUCACCUGCUCCGCCCCUGAUUUUCUGCCUUUGUCCACAGGGGUUACAUCACAGGUCAAACAGGAAGUCUGUCUGAGAAGCAGAGAUGUUGCUGUCUGGACACUCUGACUGCACUGAAGGAUUGUGGGUACCAGUGUCUCAUCUGCCCCAUUCUCGUCCAGCUGAAGGUAUGAAUACUUUAAAUGAGGGAAAUGACACAAUCCUCAUUAACAUCAGCAUGAGUCUGAGUCACUAACCUCAACCAUCUAGAACCAAUCAGUGAUCAGUGAGAGGUGCUGUGUGUCCAGGUGGGUUUCAGUCAGCUGUGGACAGCGGCUUGGAUAGAUGGGUCACUUCCUGUUGUGGACCCAUUGCUGGACUCUCUGAACCACGAGCUGAGUGACCUGUUUGACCUGAAACCAGCCUGCAGACAGGUGAGACUCUUUAUUCUACCAGUCUGUCUGCCUGAGUGUCUACCUGUCCACCUGUAUGUCUACCUGUCUACCUGUGUGUCUGCAGGCCCUGUUGUCCGUGCUCCAUCAGGACUUAGUCCUUCGGUAUGUAAAGAGGAUGAUGAAGACCAAGGCCAAGACCAGAGAGCAGCAGAUUGGCGGAGCCAAGCGGAUGAUUGACGAUGCAGGAAAGAUUAAUGACUUCUUCGCUGAGGGGGUGAGAUGAUGAUAAAACACCUGCUUUAGGCUGAAGACAAAGAUGAGGACUUUGGGUUUCGAGCAGGUCCAGUAGAGGACCUGAUUAUUCAUUUGAUUUUUAUUCAUCUGUAAAGACUGUUGACAGCAGAUAUGAUCAAAACUUGCAGUUUGAUUGGAUAAACACACAAUAAGUGCUCAUUAUGUGGAGGGGUGAUAGGACAGCAGUAAAAUAGGAUAAUAGGAUAGCAUUCCUGCAGAACGCUCAACAGUUCUCUCUCUCUCUCUCUCUCUGUGUGUGUGUGUGUGUGUGUGUGUGUGUGUGUGUGUGUGUGUGUGUGUGUGUGUGUGUGUGUGUGUGUGUGUGUGUGUGUGUGUGUGUGUGUGUGUGUGUGUGUGUGUGUGUUUGUGUGUGUCUUCAGGGCUGUAAGGAGUCGAUGUGGCUCGGUGAGAUGCUCUGCACCCUGGCUGAGAUCCUUCGACUGCAGGAUCCUGGAAGUCUUCAGCUGGAGAUGGUCAGUCUGGCCCGAGCCUUCCCAGACCUCAGGUACAGAUGGUGGAAAGUCCGUGACAGUUUGUGACGGUCCAUGACUUUGAUAUGGAUGUCUUAUUUAUUAAUGAAUCGAUCUGCCCUCCUCCUUUGCUGCUGUGUUUUCUGUUUCACUCAGCUGUUUUCUGGUUCAAUCCCACUGUUCGUUCAGUGAAGCCUUUCCAUUGGACGUCCGCUUUAAUAAUCCCAUUACAGUGUUUAAAGAAAGCAGUGAAUGAAUGUUCAACAGGGAGAAUCUGUCUGUUUUUAAGGGGUACUCAGUGUCUUGGAUACUUUUAACAGUUAUUAAUAAUUUAUGGAACAUUUUAAUUUAAUUAAUUCUGAGAUUUAAGACUGAGAAAUAAAAUUCACAGACUAGAAAACAUAAAUUCAGAACAGCACUUAAGAUUUCAGCAGACAGAUCUAAUCCUCUUCACUCUCUCUUUGUCUAACUGGUUAGUCAUUUUAUAAUAAAACUGUUGGCUGGAGUUCACAUGUAUGUACCUGUGCUCACCUGUCCUCCUGUGGAGCAGACUCUACCUGUCUCUGUCCCUGACGGGGUUAACUCUGUCUCAGGUUAUUCACCCAUUGAGGUGUGACCUGAUUCACUGCUGUGGGAAACAACUGGUUGCUGUGGGAGACGGUGGGUGCAGCUGGGUGGGGUUCAGGUGUCACAGGUGUGUGAAUAGAGAAGACUCUUGCACACGGGAUCGUGUCUGUGUGUGUGUGUGUGUCAGCUCUUUAUUUCAUACAGGUUCUUGGCUACUGUUUCCUUGUCCCUGAUUGGCUGUUGAGUAUGGUGUUAGUGAUGACCUCAGUGCAGAAUUAGUCCAGGUGCGCUCCCUGAGCUGAUCCCAGCUGUUUUGUUUUUUCUCCAGUGACGCUCACGUGCUGGCAUUGCUCUCUCUGAAAACCGGCCUAUCGGCUGCUGAUGCUCGCUCCAUCAGGCGGAGCGUGGAGGAGAACCGCCUCAGCGAUGUGUCCACCAAUCAGAGCCCUCCAUUCUUCUCCAAAGUCAAAGUGAAAUGGAUCAACAAUAGGAUCAGUCAGAUGGGACUGAAGACCUGA